AUGGUAGUGCAGACGCCAACCCAAUCGCCGCGACAGGUAGAUGCCUGGGAGGCGAAGACACCACGCAACGCGCGCGAAAUUGAGGCUCAAAGUACUCUUAUUCGACAGAAAGUAAGGAAUCGCCCUGAGUCUUCUGCAAGCUCACUUGACAAGCAGGUUGCGCAGUUGAGUAAGGGGGCUCAGCAAAUGGCACAUAAGAUGACGCUUAUGAUGGAGAAAAUGAACAGCCUUCAAGAGGCUCUAGAAGGAGCAAAUAAGCGGAAGAGCCGUAAGCGGCGAUACGUACGGAUAGAGGAGACUCUUACUGUUGGCGAUGUACAAGAAGUAUUAGCUGAACAGGCGAGUAGCAGUCGUGGUGAUGGUGAGAGUGCGUCGAAGAGGGUGCGAGGAGAAAGGCGGUGCGGGCGUUGCAAGCAGACUGGACACAACGCCCAUACCUGCGCAAUUAAAGUAGAUAAUGCUAGCGAUAGUGACGGCUCUUACGGAUAA
Pyrenophora tritici-repentis Pt-1C-BFP is the source of this 489-nucleotide messenger RNA. RefSeq lists its product as uncharacterized. Lineage: Eukaryota; Fungi; Ascomycota; Dothideomycetes; Pleosporales; Pleosporaceae. The record is from RefSeq and is a predicted model, not a curated record.